ACUUCAUUUGGCGCGAAGAGAGAGAAUGAAGGUUUGAAUUUCCGUCUCGAUUAUUUAUCUCCAUUGGCGUGACAUCAGCUGGUCUUCAAGAUGUAUGUCAAGUCGAUGGUAAUUGAUGGCUUCAAGAGCUACGGCCAGCGCACUGAAAUCAAUGGCUUUGACCCACUCUUCAAUGCCAUCACUGGGCUAAAUGGCUCGGGCAAGUCCAACAUCCUGGACGCCAUUUGCUUUCUCCUUGGUAUCACCAACCUCAGCCAGGUGAGAGCAACUAAUCUGCAGGAGCUGGUGUACAAGAAUGGACAGGCUGGAGUCACCAAGGCUACUGUCACAAUCACAUUUGACAAUACUGACAAAAAGCAGAGCCCCAUUGGCUAUGACCACUACAAUGAAGUGACCAUUACAAGACAGGUUGUGAUUGGUGGCCGGAACAAGUACAUGAUCAACGGCACAACAGUGCAGAACAGCCGAGUGCAGGAUUUCUUCCGUUCGGUCCAAUUAAAUGUAAACAACCCCCAUUUCCUGAUUAUGCAAGGUCGCAUCACGAAGGUCCUCAACAUGAAGCCUCCAGAGAUCCUUGCCAUGAUUGAGGAGGCUGCAGGCACAAGGAUGUACGAGUCCAAGAAACAGCAGGCGCAAAAGACGAUAGAAAAGAAAGAUGCAAAGUUGAAGGAGAUUAACGAUAUUUUGGAGGAGGAAAUCACACCCACCUUGAGCAAGUUGAAGGAAGAACGUACAAUGUACCUGGAGUUCCAGAAGGUCCAGCGAGAGUUGGAGCAUCUAUCAAAACUCUACAUUGCUUUCAAGUUUGUCACUGCUCUGGAAACUAGUGAGAAAGCGCGUGAGGAGCACGAAGGAGUGAAGCAACAGAUGCAGGACAUCCAGCAACGCAUUAGUGAUGGUGCGCGGGAGGUGAAGGAACUCGACAACCAGAUCAUCCAGCUGCAGCAACUUCGGGAUAAUGAGACAGGAGGUCGGCUGCAGGAGCUGGAGAAGGUCCUGAAGGAGAAGGAAAAGGCUGAGGUCAAGCUGUCAGCUGCAUUGAAGAACCUCAAAGAAAACAUCAAGGCAGAAGAGAAGAAGAAGAAACAGCUGGAGAAGUCUUUGGCCGAUGACAUCAAAGCUCUUGAGGGAAAAAAGAAAGAAAGCGAGAAGCUCCAGGGCACAUUCGACACUAUGCGAGCCCAGGACCAAGCUGAUGAGGAUGCCUUGGCUGCAGCAGAGAAGAGGCUCCAGGCCAUCAGCUCUGGCAUGUACUCGGCCGGAGAUGGAGAAGAUGCCACCUUACAGGAACAGCUGAUCAAAACCAAGGCCAGCAUCACUGCAGCCAAAACUGAGACCAAGCAAGCAGAGAUGAAGCUGAAACAUAGCAAAGAAGAGCUGAAGAAGAAGCAGCAGGAGAUGAAGCGCACAGCUUCUGAUUAUGCAAAGGACAAGUCGCUUCUGGAGAGAAUGGAGAAGGAAGUCAAGAACCUGGAGACUCAGCUUCAGAAGCUGGAUUACGAUGAUGGCAAAGUGGAGGAACUAGAAGGACAGAGGAGGGUAUUGAACAACGAAGUAAUGAACCUUCGCGAAAAAGUGGAAGGCUUGGAAUCAAGAUACCCACAACUGUGUUUCAACUACCGUGACCCUGAAAAGAACUUUGACAGGUCUUCUGUGAAGGGAUUGGUGUGUAAACUUGUCAAACUGAGGGACUCAAAUACUGCUACAGCUUUAGAGGUCACAGCAGGUGGAAAGCUCUACAAUGUAAUUGUGGACUCAGAGGUGACUGGCAAAAAGCUACUGCAGAAGGGGCAGUUGCAGACACGUGUGACAAUUAUUCCUCUGAACAAAAUAUCUGGAAGGUCUAUUGAUGCCAACACUGUGAGACAUGCGGAAAACAUUGUGGGCAAAGAGAAUGUGCAGACUGCUCUCUCGUUGGUAUGCUAUGACAGCGAAUUGCACAAAGCCAUGGAGUGGGUUUUCGGCACUUCUUUCAUCUGCCGUGAUAUGGAUGUAGCCAAGAGAGUGACCUUUGAUAAGAAUAUCAUGAAGAAGUCUGUAACGCUGGAAGGGGAUGUGUUUGAUCCAGCUGGUACUCUGACUGGAGGUGCAAGAAGGCAAGGUGGCAGUGUAUUGGCCCAGCUUGAUGCCAUUAGAGAAUACCAAGAUGCUCUUAAUGAGAAGAUCCAGCAGCUGCAGCAGGUGGAACAACAGCUGCAGCAUCUGCAGCGCAAUGCAGAUAAAUAUCAGUCUGUGAAGCAGCAGUAUAUGCUCCGCUCUCAUGAACUUGAGUUGUGUCAGCAGAGAAUCCAACAGAGUUCUCAUUACCAGCAGCAGGAGGAGGUCAAUGCGCUUGAGGAAGUGAUGAAGGAGUGCAUGGCAACAUUAGAAAGGUGCAGGCAGGUGGACAUUGAGAGUGAAGGGAAAGUGAAAGAGAUUGAGGACAAGAUCAAGAAUGCAAAGGCCCUGAAAGAAAAGGAACUAAAAUCAGCACACGUGGAACUUGAGAAGUGCAAGAAAAAAGCAGAACAGACAAGGAGCAAGUGGAACCUUAAGAAGCAGGAAGAAGAGAGCUUGAAGUUGGAAGUUAGUGAGUUGGAAGUGGGCAUUGACAACACCAAGAGCCAGAUUGCCACAUCUGUUGAAGUGCUGGAACAGUAUAAAGUCCAGAGCAAUUCUCUGGAAGAGGAGGUCACUGAGGGCAAGAAUGAAGUGAGCAAAGCCCAGGCAGCAGUGAAGGAACAGAAGGAGACACUGAGUGCACAGAAUAAGGAGAUCAAUAGCAUGGCAGCACGCAAGGAGCAGAUAAUCAAGUCCAGUGAUGAGGCACAGCUGGAGGUCAAGCAGCUGGAACAUAAGUUAUCAAAGCUCAAGUCUGAAGCCAAGGAUUCUGAGAAUAAGGUUGCACACAUGUUGUCUGAGCAUGAAUGGAUUGCCGAGGACCGCAAGUUCUUUGGCCAGCCUAACACUGGAUACGACUUCACAGCGAACGACCCGGUUGAGGCUGGGAGGAAGAUUGCCAAGCUGGAGGAGACAAAGGCCAAGCUCUCUAAGAAUGUCAACAUGAGAGCUAUGAACAUGUUAGGCAAAGCUGAGGAACAGUACAAUGAUUUGAUGAGGAAGAAGAGGAUUGUAGAAAAUGACAAGGCCAAGAUUGAGAAGGUCAUUAAGGAAUUAGACGAAAAGAAGAAAGAGGCUUUGAGACAGGCUUGGGAACAGGUGAAUCGUGACUUUGGCUCGAUAUUCUCCAUGCUGCUCCCUGGUACGCAAGCAAAACUCCAGCCACCAGACGGCAUGGAUGUGUUAGAUGGUUUAGAGGUAAAAGUGGCCUUUGGAGACGUGUGGAAAGAGAGCUUGGCGGAGCUCAGUGGAGGCCAGCGAUCUCUGGUUGCUCUCUCGCUCAUCCUGGCUUUGCUGCUCUUCAAGCCAGCUCCCAUCUAUAUUUUGGAUGAGGUUGAUGCUGCUCUUGAUCUCUCUCACACCCAGAACAUCGGUAACAUGCUGCGCACUCACUUCAAACACUCACAGUUCAUUGUGGUGUCGUUGAAGGAUGGUAUGUUUAAUAAUGCAAAUGUUCUCUUCAAGACCAAGUUUGUCGAUGGCAUGUCCACCGUCUCACGACAUACACAGCAUGUUCCAAGUGGCUCCAGUAAAAGAAAAUGAGUGUAUGGAGAAAAUUGUCGUAUUUUUAUCACAGUCCGUUUGUUUCCUUGUCUACUCUUUUUUUUAUCAGAAACAGAGAAGUUUGAUAUAAGUAUUUAAUACUUCACAAUAAUUUCUCCGUAAUGUACAAACAUAUUGAUAGGCAUUAUAGUUUUUUUUUAACAUGAAUCAUAAUUUUGCAAUCUUAAAGGUAUAUACUAUGCAGUUUCUGGAGCUCUGUUUCUUUUUCUUUUAUUUUGCCUGAAGAAACUGUAUAUUCUUAGAAUAUAUGACUUAAUAUUUAAUGGUCCAUAGGUACUAGGUUCAUAGUGCAAAGGCUGUAAGUUAAUUGCAUGAGAGACUGAGUGACUGUAUCUUGUGAUGUGUCAAGGCCUUUGUGGUACAAACAUAUCAAAAUGUGUGGCUUAGAAUUGAUAACAUUCUUCCAAAAGAUUGCUUGUCUUUCCUCUGAUAGGAUAACUGUAAUGUGCUUCAUAUUUGAAGACGCUAGGAUUUAA
Penaeus monodon (black tiger shrimp) is the source of this 4139-nucleotide messenger RNA. RefSeq names its product structural maintenance of chromosomes protein 2-like (gene SMC2). Gene Ontology annotation, molecular function: ATP hydrolysis activity; protein binding; ATP binding. The record is from RefSeq and is a predicted model, not a curated record. NCBI's taxonomy places the organism in Eukaryota, Metazoa, Arthropoda, Malacostraca, Decapoda, Penaeidae. The transcript has 24 exons. Bases 91 to 3642 code for a protein of 1183 amino acids. Gene Ontology annotation, biological process: chromosome organization. Gene Ontology annotation, cellular component: chromosome.